Messenger RNA from Cornus florida, 5091 nucleotides. RefSeq names its product eIF-2-alpha kinase GCN2. Gene Ontology annotation, molecular function: ATP binding; eukaryotic translation initiation factor 2alpha kinase activity; nucleic acid binding. Gene Ontology annotation, biological process: protein phosphorylation; mitochondrial translation; DNA integration. Gene Ontology annotation, cellular component: mitochondrion; cytosol. NCBI's taxonomy places the organism in Eukaryota, Viridiplantae, Streptophyta, Magnoliopsida, Cornales, Cornaceae. The transcript has 29 exons. The record is from RefSeq and is a predicted model, not a curated record. The coding region runs from base 301 to 5076 and encodes 1591 amino acids.
CUUAUUUUAAAGCUUUCAAAUACCCCAAGUUCAGCGCCACCGGCUUUCAGCUUUCGUCAAGAGUUGCACUUUCGUUUCCCCAAGCUAUCGUCUAUGUAUUUCUCUCCUCAAAGAUCAGAACUCUCUCUCUUCAAUUUCCAAACUCCAAAAUCACGAACCACAUAAAACUUCAUAAAACUUCAUUUCCAUUACUUUCUACUAUUCAAGGAUUAAUUUAGAUCUCUUAUGGUUCUCAAUUUACGAUUGGUACUCUGUUGAUGUAUAUAGAUGAUUGUUUGAUUAAUAGCCACUGUAAUAAGGAUGGGGCAUAGCUCCAAGAAGAAGAAGCGCAGUGGAGGCGGACGGCGGAGCAAGGGCAGGGCUCCGUCAAAAGAUCACACUUCUCACAGCGGCGAUGGCGGCGAAGUUCUCUCCGAGGAGCUAACAGCAUUGUGCGCAAUAUUUCAGGAAGAUUGCAAAGUUAUCUCAGAGUCACCUCCUCAAAUUAAUAUCAAGAUCAGUCCAUACUCAAAAGAUACGGGUUAUGAGGCUUCAGAUGUUUCUGCUAUUCUCUCAGUAAGGUGUUUAACUGGGUAUCCUUACAAAUGCCCAAAGCUGCAAAUAACUCCAGAGGAAGGUUUAUCACAAGCUGAUGCUGAUAAACUUCUGUCGUUGCUUCGUGACCAGGCAAAUUCUAAUGCUCGAGAAGGACGUGUAAUGAUAUACAAUUUGGUUGAGGCUGCUCAGGAGUUCUUGUCUGAAGUUGUUCCACUGGAACAAUCAAGUGAUUCUCUAAGUUCUGCAGCUGAUCAGGUUUCCUCCCAGGCAAGAGAUAGGAGCAGUCAGUUCCAAAAGGAUAUAACAGUUUCAGGUGACAGAACUUGGUAUUCUAUGGGACCUUUUGUUUAUGGUUUUGUGGAUCUUUUCAGUGGCUCUGGGGAGUCAUGGCAUUGGGGUCUUGAGGUGGAGGAUAAUGGUGGGAUGAACUUGUCAUUACGUUCCAAUAAAUUGGAUAAUUCUAGACACGGAUAUGAGGUUCAAGAGAAGAUAAUGGACCAGAAUGUGAAACCAUUGGUAUUUCAGGAUACAAAGCAAGGUCCUCUACUAACACCUGUAAAACUAGAUACUCUUGAGGAAGAGAGCGAAGAUGAGAGUAAGAACUUAUCUGCUACUGAUUCAAGUAGAUCGCUGUCAGGGGAAUCAACAGUAAAGGAAUUUUUUGUGGGACGAGAUCUAGCAGAAACUGAUGUUGGUGAUAUAGAUAGUGACCCUUCAGAAUCAAUGACUGCUGCGUCAAUGAUUGAUGAUCAGUUAUCUCACACUGUGGAAAGAGAUUUGAUUCUGGCUCAUCUGCUUCGCCUUGCUUGCACUUCUAAGGAACAACUCGCGGAUGCUUUGCCAGAAAUAACAUCAGAGCUUUACAAUUUAGGGAUCAUUCCAGAAAGUGUGCGGGAUCUAGUUACCAAACCAUCUCCACUAUUUGACAAAACUUUUAAUCAUGUCUUUGGACAGCAUAUGGUUUCAUCUAAAAUCUCUCAAUUCUGGAAAACCGCUUCUGAUUCCGGACGGCAGAAUACUUCAUCUAUCCCCAGUUCUCGAUAUCUCAAUGACUUUGAGGAGCUCCAACCCCUUGGUCAUGGUGGAUUUGGUCACGUAGUACUGUGCAAGAAUAAGUUAGAUGGAAGGCAUUAUGCUGUGAAGAAGAUUCGUUUGAAGGACAAAAGUCCACCUGACCGAAUAUUGAGGGAAGUAGCCACACUUUCACGGUUGCAGCACCAACAUGUUGUGCGUUACUAUCAGGCAUGGUUUGAAGCAGGAGUUGCUGGUUGCUAUGGUGAUACCACAUGGGGAUCGUGGACUGCAGCAAGUUCCAAUUUCAGUUACAAGGGUGCAAGUUCUGCAGAUAUUACUGGCCAAGAGAAUAAGAUUGAAUCAACUUAUCUGUACAUUCAAAUGGAAUAUUGCCCAAGGACUCUUCGGCAGAUGUUUGAUUCAUACAGUCAUUUUGACAAGGAAUUAGCCUGGCAUUUGUUUCGCCAAAUUGUAGAAGGCUUGGUACACAUACAUGGACAGGGAAUCAUCCAUCGUGACUUGACCCCUAAUAACAUCUUCUUUGGUGCUCGGAAUGAUAUCAAGAUUGGAGAUUUUGGUCUUGCCAAGUUCUUGAAGCUUGAGCAACUGGACCAGGAUCCUGAUCCUGCAGAAGCUGCUGGAGUUUCAGUUGAUGGUACUGGCCAAGUUGGUACAUAUUUUUAUACUGCACCAGAAAUUGAGCAAGGGUGGCCAAAAAUCGAUGAAAAGGCUGACAUGUACAGCUUGGGAGUUGUGUUCUUUGAGCUAUGGCAUCCCUUCAGUACCCAAAUGGAGAGACACAUAGUUCUUUCUGAACUUAAACAAAAGCGAGAACUUCCUUCUGAUUGGGUUAAGGAAUUUUCAGAACAGGCAUCCUUACUACAGCGCUUGAUGUCCCAAAGUCCAUCUGAUCGUCCAUCGGCCACAGAACUUCUCCAACAUGCUUUUCCUCCACGGAUGGAAUAUGAAAUGUUAGAUAGUAUACUACGAACAAUGCAUACUUCAGAAGACACCAGUAUUUAUGAUAAAGUUGUGAAUGCUAUCUUUGAUGAGGAGUUAUCAAGCACCAAAGACCACCAUGAGCAUGUUGAAAGAUUGAGGUUGCUCAGAAACGAUACUUCGUCUAUCCAGUACACAGAUUCAGAGACUGAAGCCCGUGAUCUGGUUGUGGAGUUCACAACAGAAGUGUUCAGACAACAUUGUGCAAAGCGUUUGGAAAUAAUACCCUUGCGACUGCUGGGUAAUUGUCCAGAGCUCAAUAGGAAUACCGUUAAACUUUUGACCCGCAGUGGAGACAAGAUUGAGCUUUGCCGUGAGCUGCGCUCUCCCUUUGUUAAUUGGGUUAUUGCAAACCAGAAAUCAUCCUUCAAACGGUUUGAAAUAUCAUACGUUUAUCGGAAAGCAAUUGGUCAUUCACCACCAAAUCGUUACCUUCAGGGAGAUUUUGAUAUUAUUGGAGGUGCACCAGCACUGACAGAGGCAGAGGUCAUCAAGGCUGCAACGGACGUUGUGACUCACUUUUUUCAUUCAGAAUCAUGUGAUAUUCAUCUAAAUCAUGGGGACCUAUUGGAAGCAAUUUGGUCAUGGAUAGGAAUCAAGGCAGAUCACAGACAGAAAGUCGCAGAGCUUCUCUCUCUUUUGGGCUCUUUGCGUCCUCAAUCCCCCGAAAGAAAAUCAAAGUGGGUGGUAAUAAGACGACAACUUCGACAGGAACUUAAUCUUCCGGAAGCUGCUGUAAAUAGGUUGCAGACUGUAGGACUAAGGUUUUGCGGAGUUGCAGAUCAAGCCCUUCCUAGACUGAGAGGUGCACUUCCUGCUGAUAAACCUACACGCAAGGCACUUGAUGAAUUGUCAGAGCUCUUUAGCUAUUUAAGAAUUUGGAGAAUUGAUAAACAUGUCUUCAUAGAUGCCCUUAUGCCACCAACUGAGCAUUAUCACAGGGGUUUGUUUUUUCAGAUAUAUUUAAGGAAGGAGAAUAAUCCCGGUUCACUUAUGGAAGGAUCAUUGCUUGCUGUUGGAGGUCGCUAUGACUAUCUGCUUAAUCAUAUAUGGGAUUGUGAGUAUAAAUCAAAUCCUCCAGGUGCUGUUGGGACUAGCCUUGCUCUAGAGACAAUAAUUUCACAUUCUUCUCUAGAUAUCAAACCUUUUAGAAAUGAUAUUAGCAUUAAUGUUCUUGUUUGUUCAAGAGGAGGGGGUGGCUUAUUGAAAGAGCGCAUGGAACUAGUUGCUGAGUUAUGGGAUGAGAGCAUCAAGGCUGAGUUCGUCCCCACGUCUGAUCCAAGCUUUACAGAACAGUAUGAAUAUGCAAAUGAGCAUGACAUUAAGUGUCUUGUCAUCAUAACAGACACCGGUGUGUCUCAAAAAGAUUCUGUUAAGGACCCGAGCUUGGGGAAGACGAUUGGCAGUGCUAAGAUGAUAGAUGGUCUCUACUAUUUUGAAGAUGAUAUUUCAAGUAAUAAAAAGGCUCAAGGUUUGAGUAGUUUUCGUUCUAUCCCUGUUAGAGAACAAAUAAUGCUAUGGCAUUUUAGACUAGGGCAUCCUAGUUUCCCUUAUCUUAAAAAAUUAUUUCCUUCUUUGUUUAAAGGAUUGGAUUGUUCAUCUUUUUAUUGUGAGAAUUGUUUUUUAUCAAAGAGUCAUCGUACUACGUAUUCUCCUAAACCUUACCAAACAUCAAAACCAUUUUAUUUAAUCCAUAGCGAUGUUUGGGGCCCUUCUAGGAUCACAACUCUUUCUGGAAAAAAAUGGUUUGUGACUUUUAUUGAUGAUCAUACACGUUUGUGUUGGGUGUAUAUAAUGAAUGAAAAAUCUGAAGUUGAAAAAUUAUUCAAGGAUUUUUAUAUGAUGAUUGAAAAUCAAUUUCAAACAAAAAUUGGCAUUCUUCAUACUGAUAACGGCACCGAAUACUUUAAUGAAGUUUUAGGAAGUUUUUUAACAGAAAAAGGAAUUUUUCACCAAUCCACUUGUGUUGACACACCCCAACAAAACGGAAUUGCUGAAAGAAAGAAUAAACAUUUACUUGAAGUUUCUCGUGCCAUCAUGUUUUCAAUGAAUGUUCCUAAGUAUUUGUGGGGUGAAGCCGUUUUAACAGCAACAUAUUUGAUUAACAGGAUGCCUACUCGUGUUCUUAACUAUUUUACACCCCUUGAAAGCCUUAAAAAAUCUUUUCCUGAAACUCGGAUUUAUUCAAACCUGCCUUUGAAAGUAUUUGGGUGCACUGUCUUUGUCCAUUUACCUAGUAGACUUCGAUCUAAAUUGGAUCCUCGGGCUGAAAAAUGUGUAUUUGUUGGGUAUGCCCCGAAUAAAAAAGGGUACAAAUGCUUCAAUCCGACAAAAAAAAAAAUGUUUAUCAGUAUGGAUGUUUUUUUUCUAGAAAAUCAUCCUUAUUUUCAGAAAACUUUUCUUCAGGGGGAGAAAGAGAGUGAAGAAAAUUUUUGGGAGAUUUCUACUAAUAUUCCCUUACCUAAAACUAUUGUCUCACACUCUACUCCAAACACUGAUCUUUUUAAACAAGAAAAUGUGUUCUAGAAUCAGGAAACCCGG